GCAAAUCAAAAACAAAAAUAGACGGUCACGAAAACGGAGUUUGCUCCUAGUUAAGCUCUAGCACAGUGAAACAAACCAUCCAAAGCGAAGCAACGAUGCUUUCCUCUCGUGCUCUUCUAUUGGGCCGUUUGCUGCAGCGUUCUGUGGCAUCCCGAAGCAGCACCGUUGGAAAGCAAACCGUACGCCAGGCUCAUUAUGUUUCCUAUCGGAAGAAUGGCCCAACGCCGAAUAUGGCCGUCCGGGGUUUGGCCCAACUUGCCGGUGGAAUGAUGUGGUGGUGGGUCCUGUGGCAUCUGUUUCACGAAUACGAGCAUAUUACGGGUGAAUUUUAUUAUCCGGAUCCAUCGGAAUGGACAAAUGCUGAGUUGGGUAUUCCUCCAGAUGAUGAAGAAUAAGCGUGAUGAGUGCUAAGUUUUGAUUUCUAGUGCAUAAAAUUCAUUCAUUCUUUGCCUCUGUAACGAACG
Messenger RNA from Sabethes cyaneus, 464 nucleotides. RefSeq names its product NADH dehydrogenase [ubiquinone] 1 beta subcomplex subunit 2, mitochondrial-like. The record is from RefSeq and is a predicted model, not a curated record. Gene Ontology annotation, cellular component: mitochondrial inner membrane. The coding region runs from base 96 to 395 and encodes 99 amino acids. Lineage: Eukaryota; Metazoa; Arthropoda; Insecta; Diptera; Culicidae. The transcript has 3 exons.